AAUCAGUCACAUCAGCCAAUUCAGUCAUGUCAAGCUUGACAUGGCCCAUGGAAUCAAUUUCUCUCGAUUAGUUUGAGAUUAGAGGAAAACAUUAUUGCAUCUUAGUUGAUCGAUUUUCUAACUGGCCUGCCGUUUUUCCCUUACGAUCGCUGAAUACGAGUACUCUUCUCAAACAUUUGCAGGAGUGGUUCCUCGAUUGGGGUAUUCCAACAGAAAUCCAAAGUGAUGGAGGCCCUCAAUUCCGAUCCCAAUUUUCCGAGUUCUGCAUUCUCAAUGACAUUCAUCACACCUCGUCUAGCCCAUAUAACCCUAGGUCUAAUGGGCAUGCUGAAUCGGUUGUCAAACAAAUGAAGAAUUUUCUGCCUAAAUCUUCAACGUGGAAUGAUUUCCGCGAACGUCUUCGUGAGUUCCGGAAUACACCGAACAACUCGGGAUUUUCUCCAGCUCACUGGGUAUUUUGCCGACCCCAGAAGACAACGAUCCCGUCUCAUCCGAAUGCAUUUGCCCGAAUUUCCGAUAUCAACUACGAAGAAGCGGUAAAAAAAGAGGAACUCUGAUUAUAACAAGAUUGUUCAAUACGCAGACAUGCACAGUCGAAGAAUUGACCCCGUUGUGGGAGGGCGAUAGAGUAGUCGUUCAAGACUUCCUCUCAAAACUCUGGAACUUCAAAGAAGUAAUCAGUUCUAUUCAGCGAAACAACCGAUCAUACAAAGUUUUGACGGAUGGUGGAAGACCCCUUUACCGCAAUCGAAAAUUUAUAAAACAUUCAUGAUCCACUUUUGACCCUGUUAUUAUGUUUCGCCCUGAACACUAUUUUAACUAAUCGUUAUUGAUGGAGGAGGAGAUCUUAUGAUCUGUGCCAUCUGACUCUCAAUCUAUGAAUUGCUGUCAAUUACUAUGGACAUGAAUGAGCAAGACAGUUUCGGAAUAGAACACACGGGGUCAGAACUUUCCUGUCACGCUGACAAGAAGCAUUUCUUCAUUCUUGGCUUCAUUUCGUUUUGGUUGUUGCCAUUUGUCAUGAUAUGUCUCAACGUGUGCUUAUUCCCUGGAGACAUUUACAUCCACAGCCAAUUGCGGGAGUAUCAAAUUAAUUUUGGAACAAGUUUGAGAAUUUACUCCGAUGUGUUUCAUUGUUAUUCGGCACUUCUACUCUGUGGGGGGGCGUUCUUCAUGGAUACAAUGCUCAUUUAUUUUUCAACCGGUUACUUGAGAAAGCUGGAAGAAAUCAAUGAUAACCUAUUGCUUCUAAGACCAGGCAAAAGUGGACCAAAGAAGAUCCCAACCGUUUAUCAUCCAAAUAUCGUCUUCAAGACGUUAUCCCAAGAACUCGACCAGGAAAUGACACUUAAAGCACCUUCUAAAGCUCCAAACACAUCCAAUUGUUGCUUGGCCUUGAAGCAGUUGUUAAAAAGUCACCUAGAAGUGCAACAGAGCCUGGAGUUAUUCAACCAAAGGUUUGACAAAGUCAUUUUGUCUUUCCCCGUUCAAAUGUUCGCGAUGACCCUUGCACUAUUCGUUGGGCUCAUGCGUGGCGAAAUCACGGACGAUAUAGAGGCCUUAACCUACAUUGCUACUGGGGGGCAGUACUUGUUUCGAUCCUAUAUUGGAUUACUAAAUUUUGGCAAAGUUUAUGAGUUAGGCUCGGCUGCCAAGUCUAUUCUGCUACGGGACCUUCAUAUCCAAUAUGAAAAAGAGCAUUUUGAUUCAGAUAUGCCAUUUCAACUUGAAUCAUUCUUGAGCACAAUCGACGAUGAUGUGGCGAUCAAAGCAGGAUCUUAUUUGGUCUUCAAUAAGAGCUUUAUUUUAACUUAUUAUGGAGCACUAAUCACGUACAUGGCCCUAUUAGUUCAAUCGUUCUAAUGUUCAUUUGCCCAGUCUUCAAACUGUGAAGUUGAGCAAAUGUUAUAUAUGAAUGUACAAAAACACAAUAUUUCAUUGAUAUGACUUCUUUUUACUUAGUGACUGAAUGACUUUAUGACAUCAGAGUAUGAAAAUGAUGAAAACACUUAAUUAUACGCAUCCAACUACUAUCUUAAACCGUUAGUGGGAGUGCAUUGCAUUAAAAUCUCGCUAAAAUGAAAUU
Molecule: messenger RNA, 2086 nt
Organism: Tigriopus californicus
Lineage: Eukaryota; Metazoa; Arthropoda; Copepoda; Harpacticoida; Harpacticidae
Exons: 4
Coding region: 898-1863 (321 amino acids)
Source: RefSeq, a predicted model, not a curated record